GCAGACCUAAACCAAGGAAAAAGGGUAGAAGUUAUUCAGAAGAGCCUCUGCACCCAAAAACCUUCCCUGGGGAAAGAACCCUAAAUCCUCGGCAUCGGUGGCAUUUUUCAGAAGCUCAGCACAGCUGGACAUGUGUGUCUUGUGUGUGACUUGGAAAGGGACAGUGUGGUCUCCCAGGAAGGUGGGUAGAAGUGGGGUGAGUCCUGACCCUGCCGCAGUCCUCUAGGCACAGCCACGCUCCAAGGACCCAGGCAGCACCACCCUGAGUCAAGCACCCAACUUCACCCUGGGGUUGGCCGCACAGCUUCAUCGGGGCCACAGCUGCUGAUGACAAUGGAAGUAGUGGCCAGUGUCUGCCGGCACGACCUCCCGUCAUCCUGGGAAGGGGCAGUGCCAGCUGGGCGCAAAUGCCUGCCAUCACGGAUGGAAACAGCAGUAAACACUGGGAUGCCGGAGCACAGGCGUCCAGACAGGAGGAAGUGUGUACUCACAUCAGCCAGGAGGAAACAAGCCUGCCCGGGAGGACAGAAGAUGAGCCCUGGCUGUCACUCAGGCAGGGCGGGCCUCCAAGACACUGCCUACUGGAUCAAGGAAUAUCCAGGAGGUGUUAGAAGGGUCCUGGCGAGUACUGCUACUACAGCCGCCUGUAUGGCACCACCCACCGUGCCCACCCCUCAAGCCAGUGGGCUCAUCUCGGGGACGUCUGCAGAAGCACCCUGGGGAUGCUGCCCACUUUGUGCAUCACGCUUUGCUGGGACAUGGGUCUCCCAAGCAGGCUUAUCCCAGGGACGUCUGCGGAAGCUGGUCAGUGCCGUCCUGGACAUGGCCCCAGUCAUGAUGUCCUCUCCACCUGCUCACGUCCCGAUAGCAGGAGAAGCAGGUGAGCAGCCCUCCGUGCCUGCCUGUGCAUGCUCCGCCUGGCAGAACCAAGGGAUGGCCGUGAGCAUGACCAAACGCCUGACACCAGCACCUGGGACUGCCAGGCAGCCACCCCUGCAGCUGUGUUGUUUGCUGGCUGACAGGGCCUGGCAGUGCUGUGGCUCCACCCCAGGGCUGACCCACCUUUGGAAAAUGACACCAGCAGUAUCAGGAUGUGUCAACUGGAUUUAUGUUAAGAAAACAGGAUUUUCGGUGCCUGACUUACUGAGAAUCAUGCCUGCUGUGAUGAGCCCUUGAAAAUCAUCAGGAUUGGAUGGUAGGGGUCCUGAGAGGACUGGGGGAGGAGGCCCUGAUAUAACAGAGUGGACAGAGCCCAUGGAACCCAGGAUGGCCAGCCUGCUCCACAAUCCUCAUCCCCACAGACCUCCCUGUGUGGCUCCUAAAUAAGAGGAAACCCACUCCUGAUAAGUCAGGGACUUUGAAGAGUGAUUUUGUUUAAAUCGUGCAAACAAGCAAGUCAGUCUUGGGGAGACAGGGCUAAACUAAGUCCUUUAAGAAGCUCUACAUACUGACAAGAUUCUAGUUCCCUUCUGCCUUAUAUGCUGCAAAGUAGAAAGUAUCACUGAAUGAGAAAAUCAGCAUAAAGAAGCCCAAUAAUGUCUGCCUGAGUUUCCCCUAUGAUGACUUUUGGUACUUUUUGGGAAACAUUAAGUAUGAAGUUACUUCAAAAUAAUUUUUUGGUGCCUCUGCUUGGUGAUGCCUUAAACUCUGGGUAAGAGAAACACCAGGUGCCUGUCAGGAGAUGGCCUCUUCCGGGUCUCUGGUUAAGCUACAAACAGCUAGCUGGCUGUUGUUAUCAAAAUAAAAGUUUUCUGAAGGUGGAGGCAUCUGAUACCCAGAGUGCUGCUAUCAGCCAGGGCAGUGGGCCACUGGGUGGCAGGAGUGUCGAGAAGGCCAGCUUGAUUCCUAUCUGGGAUUCAGAAUCAGCCAUGGAAACUUGAGAAACCUAAAGAAAAUAACUUCUUUCACUUUGAACUGAUUCUUUGCUUCAUAAGAAAAGUAUUAUCCAGCUACAAAAAUGGUCAAAAUUCAGAUCUGCAAAAACCCAUGAGGCAGAAACUGACCCCACUUAGGCCACACCAAUGAGCAAGUCAUCAAAGCAGCCAAGACAGGUCCUGUGGGGGCCACUCAUGCACAGGGCCCAGCCUUGGUUCCUAACCCCGCCUAUGCUUUCCACCACUGUAAAGAGGACCAUCUGGGUAAGACUUGUCCCACCUGCCAUGGAGUAUUAGGGCAGAUGGGGUCUGAGGGCUCUGAGAGCAGCUGGCAGCUCGAGGGCAUCCGGAGUUGGAGGAUGGAGCAAUGCAAGCCCUUGUGGUAAAGACAGUCCCGCAGCCGAGCAGGCAGGGAUGCCGCAAGUGGAGUGCGAGGCAGGUGCGGAGCCCCGUGGGACUGUGGAGGGGUCAGAGGGAAGCCAGGAUUUUGGGGUCUCUGAGAGUUUGGAGAAGGGGAAGAAGAUUAAAGUUUGGCUCAAAAGUUUCUAAUCAGGUGGGCAGGGCCAACGGUGGCAGUGGAGUGAGACCCAUGACUCAGGGUGGCCCACUGUUACUCUCUUGAUUUUGGGUGUUUCUUUCCAAACUGAUUAUUCUUGCUCAAUGAGACCUGAGUCCCUGCCUGUCCCCUGAAAACCACCUGACUUGUUUUUAGUUCCAUUGGCCUGUCGGGCUGUUUUCUACUCGACUCCAUUCUUGCUUGUCUGCCUUCCCUGCCUGGGGCCCAGCCAACAGUCAGCUCAAGGGCCGGGUGAAUUGGGUGGCUCUGCUCUGCCCACUGGGCAUCGUGUGGAUGGUGGGUGACCAGCCCCCUCAGGUGCUCAGUCAGGCCUCAGGCUUCACUGUGUACCUCAGAGCAGCUCAGAACCCUGAUGUCACAGCAAAGAAACUUAGACAUGACACAAAUUGUGGCUUCCCGAGGCAGCAAAGAAUGGCCAGGGGUCAUGAGGGCUGAGCCCCACUUUUGGACAGAGCUACUCUAAAGUUAUGCUACCUGCAUGCAAAUCAUAAAAUCAACACUUUUGAGGCGAUCACCGCUAUACCUUAGUAACACAGCCCGGUCCGACCAGAUAGACAGUGCCUCGAGACCCGAGAACAAGCCCUUGGUCCCCCACCAUGUGUGUGAGCCUUACCUUGGACUGCACGCUAAGGGAGCGGAUGGAAGGGACAGCAAGGAGGCCGAAGCGCUCGUAGAGGUACUCGUUGGAGGAGCUUCCCUUCAGGAGGGCGAAAGGAAUGAGGUAGAGCUCCCCCUCUAGAACCAGGAUGAGCUGCCGGUGCCGGCCCACGGGGCCGCUGGAGUGCAUCAGGCCCUGCGGAGCAAGCACGGAGAGGCUGACAUGGGAGGCCCAGGAGGCAGGGGUUUCAGGCACCAGGACAACCCUGAGCCAUAGCCUGGACGAUACAAGUAUGAGCAGAACAAGGCUAAGGCCACGGGCAUCUUAGAGCAGCAGGCAACAAUCCUGGAAGCUGGGUUCACACAGACUGAGGUGAACAAAGAGGUGGUGUGGAAGCUGCUGCUGCAGUCCAGAGCCUGCCAAGAAGGUCCCAGGUCCACAGAGCCUGCGCAACACUGGGUGCCAGGGGCGGGGCUGGCCUGCGCCCAACCCCGCCUGCUGAGGAGUGGCUGACAAGCGGACACCCACCAGGGUGCCACUCGCUUGUGCCUGGGGAAGCAAAUGUGCUUGCUUGACUCGUCUGAUGUGCUGCCGUGGGCACUUGGCUGAGGGUGGCAGGGCACUCGGCUAACCCAAAGUGACACGUGCCUGGCGGGACGUUCAGUCUCUGUAAACUCCUAUGGGGUUUUCUUUCUUUCUUUAAAAAAAAAAUGUCUAGCUCCAUCUAGCGAAAGCAGAAAUAAAAAUUAUUAGGCCAA
Messenger RNA from Chlorocebus sabaeus (green monkey), 3807 nucleotides. RefSeq lists its product as uncharacterized. The record is from RefSeq and is a predicted model, not a curated record. NCBI's taxonomy places the organism in Eukaryota, Metazoa, Chordata, Mammalia, Primates, Cercopithecidae.